GGCGUGGGCAGCAGCCAGACCUGCCCCGAGCCAGAGAACUUUUUCUUAAAGUCCCGCCGCCUCCCGGUGCCCGGCGGAGGUGCGGGGGAGCUGCAUGGCCCGGCUCGGCGCCUGCUGCUGGGGGCUCGCCCUGCUCUGCGCGGCGGCGGGGCGCGCAGAAAUCCGCUAUGCAGCCGUCUUCUGGAACAGAGCUGAAAAAACACUUCAGGUCAAGAACAUACUGGACAGGAGUGGAGAUGCCUAUGGCUUCUACAACAACACUGUACAGACGACAGGUUGGGGAGUUCUGGAGAUCAGGGCAGGCUAUGGCACUCAGACCUUAAGCAAUGAAGAAAUCAUGUAUGUAGCUGGCUUCCUGGAAGGCUAUCUAACAGCUCCGCAUAUGUACGACCAUGCUGCAAACAUGUAUCCGCAGUUAAUUAAGAAUCCCACUGUUCGACGUGGAGUGCAGAAUUUUAUGGCGAAACAAGAUCAAUGGACAAGACAACAAAUCAGAAAUAAUAAGGAUGACCCCUUUUGGAGGCAUGCUGGCUAUAUUAUUGCACAAUUGGAUGGUCUGUACAUGGGAGCCCUCGAGUGGGCUAAACUACACAAACAAACACCACUGAGCAUCUUUGAUGUCCAAUUUCUGAAUGCAGUUGGAGACCUGUUGGACCUGAUUCCUGCGUUAUUUGAGUAUUCUGCACGGAGUGGACAAUGCAACGUGGAGUCAGGAAGCCAUGGGAAAUAUCAAUGGGAUAUGGGUCACUGCUCUGCACUUAUCAAGGUUCUACCUGGAUAUGAGAAUAUAUAUUUUGCCCACUCCAGCUGGUUUACGUAUGCAGCCACGCUGAGAAUAUAUAAGCAUUGGAACUUCAAUAUAGUUGAUCCAGACACUAGCACCAGCCGUGUCUCAUUCAGCAGUUACCCAGGCUUUUUGGUGUCCCUGGAUGACUUCUACAUACUAGGCAGUGGUUUGGUAAUGUUGCAGACUACCAACAGUGUGUUCAAUGAAACCCUCAUGAAGCAAGUGGUGCCUGAAUCCCUGUUAGCUUGGCAGAGGGUCCGCAUUGCAAACAUGAUGGCAAAUGAUGGCAAAACUUGGGCAGAAACCUUCUCAAAAUGCAACUCUGGGACCUACAACAAUCAGUACAUGGUCCUGGACCUGAAGAAGGUCAGGCUGCAGAAGAGCCUCGAUGAUGGAGCAUUAUAUGUAGUUGAGCAGAUCCCAACCCUCGUGGAGUAUUCAGAUCAAACAAAUGUUCUCCGGAAAGGUUACUGGCCUUCAUACAAUAUUCCUUUCCAUGAAAAGAUUUACAAUCUCAGUGGGUAUGCGGCAUAUGUUGAGAAGUAUGGCAUGGAUUUCUCUUAUGAGCUUGCUCCAAGAGCAAAAAUCUUCCGUCGAGACCAGGGCAAGGUGACCAACUUGGAAAGCAUGAAGUACCUCAUGAGAUACAACAACUACCAGCGUGAUCCUUACACCGAACACAAUCCUUGCAACACCAUUUGCUGCCGGGAAGACCUGAAUCCUUCUUUUCCAGUGCCUGCAGGCUGCUAUGACUCCAAGGUGUCAGAUUUCCGUCUGGCUUCAGCGUUCACAGCCACUGCGAUCAAUGGCCCCCCAGUACAGGGUGGUCUCCCUGUUUUCACCUGGAAACAAUUUAACCACACGCGACACCAAGGCUUACCGGAAUCAUACAACUUUCGUUUCAUCACCAUGAGGCCGAUUCUGUAAAACCAACAUCAAUAUUCCCAAAUGGAUUUUUUUUUUUUUAAAUGGAAAUUUUCAUUCCUAUGUGUAAUAAAUCGACCUGAGUGUCCACAUCCCUGUGCCUUAUCUGUUUUCCCGGUCCUGCCUGCUAGGCACUGACAUUGGCGACCUUGCUGCAGCAGAUGCAUGCUCUGCUCCUCUGAGCUGACUUCAAUUGCCGGGACGAUGGUCCAUGUGCAGCGUGCAUGAACAGUGAACAGAUAGGUACCCCUUGUGACUCUCGUAUCUGCUCACUCGUUUGGUGUCACUCUUUGUCAAGUUUCUCCUGUUUGCUCAGCCCUGGGUUUCCUGACGCCCAGUCUCUGAUACAAAUUAUGUCAGGUUAAGUGCUAUAUGGUGCAGCAUCAGGUUACAGCUCAAACUGGAUUUCUCCAGAGGGACACCAAAUAAAAAAAUCCAUGGGCAAUUACGCUCAUACAAUUUAUGUUCCUAACUACCAUGUGCUCUUCACGCACUAUCCAUGUGAUUGUUGGUCCAAUGGUGUUUCAGGGGCUGGAGAAUUUUUGUUCUUUAUUGGGUUCUUCCCUUGUCUCUAGACAGGCUGUCUCUUAUCUUUAAGGUUUGCAGCAGGCAUAGCUUCCUUAUCUUGUGGCUUCAAGUGGCUCUGGGGG
Cuculus canorus (common cuckoo) is the source of this 2361-nucleotide messenger RNA. It is a transcript of the gene PLBD1, whose product is annotated as phospholipase B domain containing 1. The record is from RefSeq and is a predicted model, not a curated record. Gene Ontology annotation, molecular function: glycerophospholipase activity. Lineage: Eukaryota; Metazoa; Chordata; Aves; Cuculiformes; Cuculidae. Gene Ontology annotation, cellular component: extracellular region. The coding region runs from base 95 to 1714 and encodes 539 amino acids. The transcript has 11 exons. Gene Ontology annotation, biological process: phospholipid catabolic process.